Messenger RNA from Desarmillaria tabescens, 1127 nucleotides. RefSeq lists its product as uncharacterized. The coding region runs from base 46 to 936 and encodes 296 amino acids. Gene Ontology annotation, molecular function: protein binding. Gene Ontology annotation, cellular component: EMC complex. Lineage: Eukaryota; Fungi; Basidiomycota; Agaricomycetes; Agaricales; Physalacriaceae. The transcript is spliced from 6 exons. Gene Ontology annotation, biological process: protein folding in endoplasmic reticulum. The record is from RefSeq and is a predicted model, not a curated record.
GCAUGAUAUAAACAGCCGUCACUAACUCUCUUUAUUCCGACCAUCAUGUCCCUAUCCUCGGCGCUCAAGACGUUGGCCAACUAUCGUGCUCACAAUACACGAGCAUCGCAGGAUGUCGUGGACAAGGGCUCUAUUGUUCUCAAGUCGAACGGAGCGCGGAAGCUGGGUGAUGAUGCAUGGGCAUUCCUAGAGCAGCUUGCGCUCGCGGCGAUAGAUAUAGGACGGUUGGACGUGGCGGACGAAUGCUUAACACAACUAUCUGACAAGUUCCCUGGUUCUCCUCGAGUGAGCGUACUCACUGGCAUACGAAUGGAGGCGACGCAGUCACCGGAGACUGUUAUGAAAUUCUAUGAUGAACUGCUCGCGGAGGACUCUGCUAAUGCCGCAAUCUGGAAACGCCGGAUAUCUCUCAGGAAACGAACUGACAAGAUUGAAAAGACCGUCGACGAGCUCUGUACCUACCUGGACACCUUCUACAAUGAUAUUGAGGGUUGGUUGGAGCUUGCGGACAUAUACUCGUCAUGCAAUCAAUAUACACAAUCUCUUCAAGCACUCUCUCACGUUCUCCUUCUCGCUCCUCAAAACCCUUUUCACUUCCUGCGUUUUGCAGAAACUGCAUAUACUGCCGGUGACAUACCCUUGGCGAUCAAGAUGUGUCUGGUCGUAGUGGACAUGACAGAACGAGAUGUGUCGUCUCCGCAUGAGACUGCCGCGGCAGGGAUCAGCAUUCGGGCGUGGUGGGGCGUCAAACUGUGUGCCCGUCGACUACUGGCAAACCCUUCUCUCCCUUCAACUUCAGGGACGGCGCCUCCGAAGAACUUGAGGCUUAUUGACGAGCUCGCGACGGAGCGUGUAAUGGCAACAUACUCCGUGACGGACAAACAGACGGCCCAAGGGAGAGACGCUGUUGUUGGGUGGAUGGGCGAUACGUAUUAGGCGAUUUUGGUUGUAACAUAUGGGCAAGCUUCUACAUCAUCCGUGUUGAACCGCAGUCUUUGCUCGCCUCUUUCGCAAGUUUAGACGCACUGUUCUCGGCGAUCGGACCCAGUAAACUAGCGAGCCAAUAUAAUAUGACAAGAUCACCUACGGCACAUGGCGGUAGAAGGCAGAAGCGACAUCGAAUGAGG